This is a messenger RNA of Fusarium musae, 3135 nucleotides long. RefSeq lists its product as uncharacterized. The record is from RefSeq and is a predicted model, not a curated record. The coding region runs from base 1 to 3135 and encodes 1044 amino acids. The transcript is spliced from 2 exons. Gene Ontology annotation, molecular function: protein binding. NCBI's taxonomy places the organism in Eukaryota, Fungi, Ascomycota, Sordariomycetes, Hypocreales, Nectriaceae.
AUGACAGUCUCAGGGAGUUCUGAUGAAGCCAGUCAGUUAGAUCAGCAAAUUGCUCUUCUAAUGUCUUAUGAGCCUGAAGACGCAAACGAGCACGUGUUCAUCGGUCAGCAGUAUGCCACAGUUGCCGAAGGCUUCCUGGAUCAGUGGCAGUCAAGCUCCAAUGAAACAUAUCUCGAGAAGGCCAGGAGAGCACUUGCCAAAGGCAUCGAGCUUGUGCGGACAGGGGCAGAGAUGCUCCCCUCGAGUGGCGAAGAGGGUGGCGAGAUGGAAUUUUGGGCUCUUGCAGCACAAAUGGCAACCUCGAUGUUUCAAGCUUUCUCCGAUUCUAUGGCUUUGGACCAGGCGAUUUCUUACUAUAUGAAAGCACUUGAAGCGUCAAAAGACGAAGGGGAGACGUAUGGCGCUGUUCUCUUGAAUCUAGCCAACUGCCUUAUUGAGAGGGCCGAACGUGAGGAUUCUGCAGAAAUCGCCUUGAGAGACAUCAAUGAAGCCAUUCAGAAUGGCCAAAGUACAAUUGUCGCUCUUGGUCGUAACCCUAUUUGCUUGAGUGACGUCUCAACCAUGUUUCUAACUCGGUUUGAGAAGCAAGGAGAGUUCAAUGACUUGGAUGAAGCCACAAAAUUAUCCAAAGAAGCACUGGACAAUACUAGUCCCGAAGACACGUCCAUUUCUUCAAGACAGUCUAACUUCGCACAAUGUCUCAGGUACCAAUUUCAACGGACUGGAGGCCUUGAUUAUCUUCACCAAGCCAUAGAGUUACUCACCAAGGCAAAGGAAUCCUCUUCCUCAACUACUGCUCCAACACGUACUAAGAUUCUCGGUAACCUUUCUAUGGCUCUUAAUCUUCGCUAUGAGUCACUUGGUACCAACUCAGAUCUCUUGGACGCGAUUCGGAUUUCUUCGGCUGCCCUGCAAAUCGAUGGCCUGGAAACAGAGGGCUCAGUGUACCCAGUGAUUCUUAGUAAUCUUGCCUCAUACCACCAAUCUUAUCACCAAGCCUUCCCAGACAACAACAGUAUCGACAGUGCCAUCAGCCUUGCUGAGCUUGUAGUAGAAGCUCUCAAAGACAACCCUAUGCAGUGGAGCAGGUGUCUUUACAAUCUUGCGACCAUGUUAGAUGACAAAUCAAAAACAACAUCCGGGUUAAGCGAAACGGCACGAGAUGAACUCGUUGAGAGAUCCAUCGGAUGCCUCGAGCAAUCGACUGCAGUACAGAAUCUGGACCAGUCAUUGCUAGCAAUGCAAAACGACUUCUGGAGCAGGCUGUUGCAUGGAAAAUAUCAACUUCUUGGUUCUCAGAAUCAAGACUUGUUAGAUACGGCAAUUUCCAAGGCCGCCGCCGCCGUUCAAGCCUCCAGCGAAUUGCAAGACAACCGAGGUGACUUCUUAGUUCAGUUGGCGGAUCUUCACCAAUCGAAAUUUGAGAAGUCUGGUAUCGAGCAGAGCUUUGAUGCCGCUUUACAAGCUCUUGAAGAAUGCUCAAAUAUGAAGGCGGCUCGGACUCUCACGCGUAUCACUUCGUGCCAUCGGGCUGCAUUGUUGUGUGCAAGUAAGAAACAGUUUGUCAAGGCUGCCACGUUUGCGGGAAUCGGAGCGUUACAAAAUAUCUCAGGACUGUCUAAUUUGGCUGCCGCUUUAGCCCUUGAAGCUGGUGCUACUCCUGGUAAAGCCAUGGAGCUUUUGGAGGCUGGUCGAGGCAUCGUUGCCAAGCGAUCCACGGACUUUGCACAGGGCCUUGACUCCUCAAAGCUCGACGAUAGAGGCCGGCACCUUUUGGAGACUUAUCGGCAAUUGAAACGGAGAAUCGAAGCGCCGAUGAGUAGCGAAUUCCUUGGAGAUGAAUACCCCUCGACUUUCACCGACAGCACCUCUCGCCGUUGGGAAGAUGCAAGCUCCGCUACCAACAUUGAGGAACAACUCAAGACCAACUAUGGAUUUGAUGUAAACCCACAAUUGACAGAGAAUUGCAUCAUCGAGAUAGCCUCGACAUCACCAAUAGUGGCAUUUGUGUUAACUGAGUUCCGAAGCAGCGCUCUCAUUGCAACAGGGUCCGGAAUUCAGGUGCUAGACCUACCGGACUUGAAACUCCACGAAUGUACUGAGUAUUAUGCAACUAUGCAAAUGCCAGUGAAAGAUGCGCUACGCAGUCUCGAGUUCGAGAAUGUCUUUGAAGUCAACGAAAAUCUCAAGAGAUUACUGGUCUGGCUAUGGGAUGUCGCUGUUUUGCCCGUACUGAGGCAUCUGGGCUGUUACACUUCAGGAGCUCCAUUGCCUACUACACAAGUCACGAGGAUUCAUUGGCUGACUUCGAACAUUAUGGGCCUGAUGCCUCUUCAUGCAGCAGGUCAUCAUGAUGAUGACUCAACAAACAACGCCAUAAGCCAUGUCAUGUCGAGCUAUACUACCACCAUUCUAUCUUUACGCCAUUCAAUCCGUGUAAUGGAAAACUUGACAUUAUCGAAACGUCUCAGUCAAUCAAAGAUGGCCAUCAUAGGAAUGACAAAAACUCCAGGCCCGUGGCCCGAUUUUGACAAGGUGCCUGAUCACCUUCAAGCCGUGAGGCAGUUCAUUACAGAUGAAAGCAACACGACAUAUCGGGAGAACUGCACAUGUUCCGAUGCCCUUGAUGCACUUUGCGCGUCCCAAAUGGCACAUAUAGUCUGCCAUGGUAUCUCACAAAGAGACCCAUCCAACAGCUCGCUCAUUCUUUGCAGAAAAGAACACUCCGAGUCGAGUGAAGAAUCUGAGCUUGUGGAAGAUCCUCUGAGUGUCCGACAGAUUGCUAGUAGAGGAUCCCGGAACUCUUUCUUGGCGUACCUGGCAGCUUGCCAGACAGCCGACAAGACAGCAACGGGCGUAUUGGAGGAAAACAUUCACAUUGUGGGUGCCUUUCAGUUGUUGGGGUACGCGAAUGCUAUUGGUACUCUAUGGGAGGUCGAAGAAAAGGCAUCUGUCGUAUUUGCAACCGAGUUCUAUGCAUCUCUGGCUCGUCGAGCUCAGACGUGUAGUCAAAGCAAUAGUCAUUAUCCAGCAGACAUGGUUGCUGCGGCAUUUCAUGACGCGAUGAUAUUUCUUCGGUUGCAAGAUCCUGAGUAUGUAAUUACUUGGGGACCAAUGGUACACUUUGGUCCUUGA